AACGGUUGCCUAGGUACCGUAAAUGAACGAGUGUGCUUGACGUAAACAAAACUGAUUUGUCAGCGGCUGAGGCUGUAUCUUGGACUUUGAAAUUGUAAUCGGCCGACGAGCAAUUUCACGCGAGAUGACAUCGCUUGAUUUGCGACAGCAAAAGCUGGAACAGCAGAGACAAUUAAUUGCACAAAAGAUGAAACAGAAAAGACAAACUGGUGCUAGCGGAAUGGUGCAAGCAUCUAAUGUAUCCAGUGCACAACUUAGAAGUCAUUCUAAUAGAUGGAUGAAUCCAAACAAGGAACUUCACGCGUAUGAUGGUCCAUUACAAUAUACUAUGUCUCAAGCAAAUGCAGAUGUAGGAUCAUAUGCAGAGAGAAAAACUAGUGAAGGGACAAUCAAUGCACAUAUUAUUAUAUUUCUUACAGCAGUGGUCAAUGAAAGAAGUCUCUAUGAAAGUUUUCAAAAUGUUGAUUGUGCCGACGAGGAAUCAUCACCCAUAGAUUUACAUUCACCUUCAGAAUCUCUAUCACGUUCCUCGCCACUUCGAGUGGCGCCGUCGGAAGGAGCUAAUACUCUUAUUAAUAGAGAUAAUAAUUCUUCUAGUCCAGAAUUGGAAGGAAAUGUUGAAGGUAACAUUGAACAAUUUGUAUUACAACCAGCGAAUAAGAAAAUGUAUUACAAAUGUCGAAUAACGCGCGAUCGCAAAGGAAUGGAUCGUGGUCUUUAUCCAACCUACUUCUUACAUUUAGAACGUGAUUAUGGAAAGAAGAUUUUUCUAUUGGCUGGUAGAAAAAGGAAAAAAAGCACAACGAGUAAUUACUUAAUCUCAACCGAUCCUACAGAUCUUUCAAGAGGAGGAGAGUCUUAUGUAGGUAAACUUCGAUCAAAUCUUUUGGGAACGCAAUUUACAGUUUAUGAUAACGGAUACUCGCUAAUGAAGGAUGACAAACGCGACGAGCGUUUCAAUCCGCGGCAAGAAUUAGCCGCGGUAGUGUACGAUACGAACGUUCUAGGAUUUAAAGGGCCACGUAAAAUGACAGUCAUCAUACCAGGCAUGACGCCCGAUCAAAAGCGAGUGGAGAUAUGCCCGCGGGAUGAAUCAGAAACUUUGCUUGAACGUUGGAAAUCGAAACAUAUGGACAGUUUAAUAGAAUUACAUAAUAAGACUCCUGUAUGGAACGACGAGUCACAAUCCUAUGUGCUUAACUUCCAUGGGCGAGUAACUCAGGCAUCCGUAAAAAAUUUUCAAGUGGUUCAUGACAGUGAUGUGGAAUAUGUUGUGAUGCAAUUUGGACGUGUUGCAGAGGACGUUUUUACAAUGGAUUAUAGAUUUCCCCUUUGUACAGUCCAGGCAUUUGCCAUCGCUCUGAGUAGUUUCGACAGUAAAUUAGCGUGCGAAUAAAGAAGCGCGGCCACAUAUCAUCGAUUCAAUGUAAACAAUCAGUUAAGUAUAUAUACUUGCCCGCACGAGUUACUAUAGCAUUCUAAAGUUAGCUUUCUAAUGGACAAUCAGUAGAUUACCAAUCUAUAGUACCAGUCUAUAGUAUCAAAUGAUACCAGAAUAUGAUCGAACCGUUUUAUAAAAACUCGAUUAUAUGAUUAAACGUGAAAUACGAAUCACUGUAAAUGUGUGUUCACUUUUCAUAUUUCGUGUAGCGAAUCUAUUUCUACAGAAAAUGUAUAAUGUGAAAUGAUUGCUACAUUGUUCGUGAUAUAAAAAUGUUGAAUUUUUCAUAAAUAAUUCGAUAAUGCUGACCAUUACAUUUCAAGUGUUGCAUAUUGUGAUCAUCUUUUUCAUUUUCUCUUUGAAAUUAAUUACCGAAAAAAUUAUUGCUGUUUGUAAAAAUCUAUGUGAAUCUCUUGACCAGUAAUUUAGAAAAUUAACACAGUACACUUUUAUAUUUGACUAAACAUUUGACAUAUUCUCAUGAAUAGUGAUUCAUGCAGGGUGUUUGUAAAUGAUAAGCCAUAAAUAUAUGAUUUUACAGUGCCUUGGUAUGAUGUUUUUGUUGUGCAGUUAAAGAAUUAUAUCAUAUUAUCAAUUGUGUGUGUAUGAUAAGAAAAAAAUUAUGAGAUGACAAAAUUAUUUGCAAAACAUAGAAAAUAUAUGUUUUAAUAUUUCAUUAUCAAUAUUCCAAAAUAUUAAUUACAAAAUUGAAUGAAUAUCAUGAAAAAUUCGUAGCUCUUCUUUUAUAUAAUAUAUAUUUCCAUGAUUAUAUUUUUUAAUUUAUAAUAUAUAAUAUUUAUAUAAUAUUAAUUUAUAAUAUAAUAUAUAAUAUUUAAUAAUAAUCUCUACUAACACACAUAAAUUCGCAGAUUUUAAUAAGAUUGUGUGUAAAAAUCUAUAUACUCACCAUAUGGAGAUGUGCAAUUUUCACCAUUAUUAAGAUUUUUGAACACAUUAUAAGUAUGUAUAAAGCACACAGUGCACUACUAAUCUGAGAUAUAUGUAUAUUGAGCACAUCUUCAAUCUUCAAGUUCUUUCUCUGAUAAAUACAUUCAAUAUUACAAGACCAAAUUGAAAUUUUUUAUUAAUGCUAAAGAUAUCGAAAUUAUAUAUUGAAUAUAUUAUAAUAAUUAUUUAGUUAUUACUUAAAUAUUAUAUAUAAAUUUUAUUUACAAUUUUCAAUUUAUAUUAUGCACUAGUAAUAAUCGAGGAUUAUGUUCUUGAAAUUAAAUUACAGAGCAACAUAGCAUCUUAAAAAAU
This is a messenger RNA of Cataglyphis hispanica, 2701 nucleotides long. It is a transcript of the gene ktub, whose product is annotated as protein king tubby. Gene Ontology annotation, biological process: protein localization to cilium. Gene Ontology annotation, cellular component: cilium. The record is from RefSeq and is a predicted model, not a curated record. The coding region runs from base 125 to 1396 and encodes 423 amino acids. Lineage: Eukaryota; Metazoa; Arthropoda; Insecta; Hymenoptera; Formicidae. The transcript has 8 exons.